Messenger RNA from Fopius arisanus, 2196 nucleotides. RefSeq names its product L-ascorbate oxidase. Lineage: Eukaryota; Metazoa; Arthropoda; Insecta; Hymenoptera; Braconidae. The transcript has 9 exons. The coding region runs from base 40 to 2118 and encodes 692 amino acids. The record is from RefSeq and is a predicted model, not a curated record. Gene Ontology annotation, molecular function: copper ion binding; oxidoreductase activity.
UGCACCGGCUCAAGACACUGAAUAGCUUUCAUUCCAAGAAUGACGUGGAAUGAAGUGAUAACAUCCGUCGUCUGUAUUUUGUGCAUUCUACACGAAGGGAGUCGCGGAGCCCGAAGUUCUUAUCAAGUUUAUUCAAGAACAGACGGAAAACACAAAAUAGUGAAUUAUACUAUCUCAAAUGAGUUGACCGAGGAAUUAAUGCCGACGGAAAAAUGGAAAGACCAGGGUAAAGUUCUCACAGAUUAUCACGGUGAUUUGUCGAAAUUAUCAAAUCCAGAAGAAUGCGCACGGGAGUGUGAAAACGAAGAGACUCCAAGAAUAUGUUACUAUCACUGGACAGUAGAAUAUUAUCGCACCAUGGGCCGCGCUUGCAAAUUAUGUCAACCUUCGACCAACACCUCCCUGACCAAUGAUUGCCAGUGCAUCCUAGCAGAUGGUGUAGAAAUAGCAGGAAUCAUGGUCAUCAACAGAAUGUACCCUGGACCCUCCAUCCAGGUGUGUCUGGGAGAUCUUGUUGUCAUAGAUGUCAUCAAUCGUGCACACGGUAGUGGUCUCACCAUUCAUUUCCAUGGAAUUUAUCAGAAUGGUUAUCAAUACUACGAUGGAGUUCCCUUCGUCACACAAUGUCCAAUAUCAUUCGGUUCUACUUUCCGAUACAAAUGGCGUGCACAGAACUCUGGGACUCAUUUUUAUCAUGCCCACACCGGUCUUCACAAGUCAGGAGGUGUUGAAGGUGCUAUAGUAAUUCGCUCAACGAAGAACAUGGAAGUUAAUGCCAAAUAUUAUGACGAGGAUGGAUUCGAUAAUGUCAUUUUUAUCAGUGAUUGGUUUCACUCUGCUGCCAUGAACCACUGGCCAGGUACAGAUGUCAGAGAUGUGGGACAGGUGCCAGAUAAUUUACUCAUUAAUGGCAGGGGAAAGUGGUUUAAUUCCACAGCUAAUGAAACGACUGACACGCCACUGGCUGUCAUCAACGUAGAAUCCAAUCGUCGUUAUAGGUUUCGAAUGAUAAACGGCUUGAGCUGGACAUGUUCUAUUCAAAUGACAAUUCAAGAUCAUGAUAUGACAUUGAUUGCAACUGACGGUGAGGCCAUUAUUCCGAUUGCUGUUACUACUAUUAAUUCUUAUGCAGCUGAACGCUACGACUUCAUCCUUGACACCAGUGGAGAAGUCAAAUCGUAUUGGAUUCACGUCAGAGGAUUGGGCUUCUGCAAAGACAAAAAAAUUUCUCAAUAUGCAAUUCUUCGUUAUUCUGGGUCACAACAGGAAGAGCCACAAGGAGAGCAACCCACAUAUGAUAAACCUUUACCAUUUGGAGUGAUUUUCAAUGAAGGAGGAGAUGUCUGUGAAGAGUCAUGCGCUGGAAAGGUUUAUGCAAAGGAUCUACGAAGUGCAGAAGCUGUGAAUCAGCAGAUCAUACAGAAAAAUGCUGAUGUAACUUUAUACAUUCCCUUCAAAAUCUACAAGUAUUCCGAUAAAGAGCUGUUCACACCUCAUACUUAUAAAAAUUUUGAAGUUCCACUGGGUUCCAGGGGUACUUAUGUCGCACUGCUCAGUAAUUUCUCGAAUGAAUUUCCAGCCUCUCCGUUUCUCACGCAAAGACAUGACGUUCCCGCCGGAAAAAUUUGCAGAGGCGACGAACUCUCCGAAAUUUGCAAGAAUGAAAAACCUUGUUUUUGUUUUCAUCUACUGGACAUUCCGUUGAAUAGUAUCGUUGAAAUUAUAACGAUUGAUGAAGCGCCGGACAAGAUGGACCAUCCAUUUCAUCUCCAUGGUUAUGGUUUUCAUGUCAUGGGGCAAGGAACUUUCGAAUCUAUGGGAGUUUCAAGAGUAGAUAAAAGAAAGGCUAUGGAAUUGGACAGAAAAGGGUUGUUGAAACGUAAUUUUGAUCGUCCCCCAGUGAAAGAUACUUUAGUGACUCCCACCAACGGAUACGCUAUAAUCAGAUUUCUUGCAAAUAAUCCAGGGUACUGGCUGUAUCAUUGCCAUUUUCAGUCCCAUCAAUUGGUGGGAAUGGAACUAGUUUUUCACGUUGGAGAUGUUCAGGAUCUGCCCCCAAAACCCACCGGGUUUCCAACGUGUGGAGAUUUUACACCAAAUGUUUGGGAAAGUGAUUAAUAUUGAUACACAUUCAUAUUGCUCGACUAUCCGCAAUAUUGAAAUGUUGCAAUUACCAUUUUAUCAUCGUUACUAUUA